Molecule: messenger RNA, 1316 nt
Organism: Sinocyclocheilus anshuiensis
Lineage: Eukaryota; Metazoa; Chordata; Actinopteri; Cypriniformes; Cyprinidae
Product: HAUS augmin-like complex subunit 7
Exons: 8
Biological process (GO): spindle assembly; microtubule organizing center organization
Cellular component (GO): HAUS complex
Molecular function (GO): microtubule minus-end binding
Source: RefSeq, a predicted model, not a curated record
CAGGCGCUGAACGCCACUGACGCACAGACUCACUGCAGGAAUAACAACAUGGCGGACAAUUCAAAAGAGCAGCUGCUGUCUAUGCGAGUUUACAACAGCCUCCAGGUAGUUUACACAUCUUUACUCUUGCACACAGAACUCACACGGUUUGGUUAUGAAAUGAUGUUAUGUAAAGCUAAUGACCAGGAUUUGAUUAAGGGCCGUGCACCACCAUUGCGGCAACUGAGGUUUCUGGAGCAGAUUCUAAUGGUGAUUCAAGCAGACUCCUCCAUAAACUCUAGGCAGAACUCGUGCUCUGGUGAUGACAGUGUAAAGAACGAUGAUCUUCUUGGGGAGCUGAUGUUUCAGGACCACUUAUCUGACCUGGAUAUGCUCCUGAAUCCAGUCUGCAACCCGUGGCCUGCGCAUAUCCGUGAAUAUCUAAUACGCACGCAGUCAACUCGCAACAAAACAAACGGAAACCACAGUAAACCCAGCGAUUUCAUAAACAGGAGUGAUCAACAUUCCCGACUAGGAAGUCAUGGAGAAGAAAGCCUGACAGAGGCCAUGGCGCUGCUGCAGUCUACCCAGAGCACAUUAGACGAGCUCCACAAAGAGUGUGAGUUCCUGCAGUCACAUUCGUCAGGUUCUGCAGCUGUGCUGUCCCCCUGUGCGCUGAAAGUGGCCAUCUCAGACAUGUCUCAGCUCAUGACAGCUUUCGGACACAUCUACAACACAGACUUUAAGGCGUACUGCCAGAGAGCCCCUCCGGCCCUCAAUUCUGGUGCAAGUGUGUUUCAGUCUGUACAUCAGCUCCUGCAUGCCUGUAAUACGGAGCUGGAGGCUCUUAAGCAGCUGUCUGAAACCUCGUUGUCUCUCACACAAACAGUGCAACAGCUGCAGACAGACAAGCGGUACUGGUCUAAAGGAGAGAAGCACACGCUGCCCGAACGAUUAGAGGAGCUAAAGAACAGAUAUGUGACUUUUCUCUCCCUUCACCAAUCAUAACCUCAAGGACUAAGCAGAAAUCUACAACCUACAGUUUGAAUUUUAAUUGGUACAUGAGGUGUAAAAUGUAAUAACACCACUAUGCUGUGCACUGUUAUGCAGAUUUAUACUAGGAAUAAAUAACAAAUUGCUGUUUGUGAACUCCAAGACAUUGAUCAAUAGGCAUUCCACUUAUAAAAUUGCCUUCAAAUAGAAUACACUUAAUAGUUAUAAACUAUAAUCCUUUCUUUACAAAAGCCUGUUAUUAGUAUGUGUAGUAGCAAACACAAGCGUAUCUUUGACUGCCAGUGUUUGAUUUGCAAUCAUGUUAUGACAUGUUUUUUUUUGUU